Messenger RNA from Staurois parvus, 295 nucleotides. Lineage: Eukaryota; Metazoa; Chordata; Amphibia; Anura; Ranidae. The record is from the annotation of a GenBank genome assembly.
AGCCUUGCACCAUGUGCCCUCUGUGAUCAUUCACAGAUUUCACACGUAGUAAGCAAUGAUGUCACAAGUGACAUCUUGCUUACUACUUUGCAUGUGAUCACUGAUUGGCCAAUCAGUGAUCACAUGAUCAGGACCUUGUACAGAGGUCCCGUCCGACGAUCGGUGUUUCACUGUGUCCGGAGGACACAGCGGGCACCGGAUCGCGGUGCUGAGCUCUCCCAGGGAGCGCGCACAAGCAGGGUGCGGGGAGGCUGUUUAUAAACGGCCACCCGACCCUGCACUGCCACCGCCCGGC